AUGUUGGUGAUGCCGUGGAGCCAACGGCGCAGAUGUGCGGACACUUUUUACGCUGCGGCGUGGUUGGCAACACAACGGUGGCAGACGCGGCGUGUGCUGCUAAAGAUGGCGGCCAAUGCACACGCCCGCCAGACAAUGACGAGAAACGCAGCAGGUUUGCUUUCGCCGAAUAGGUAUUGUACCCCAGGAACGACUCUCCCUCUAUCCGUGGAGGAGAAAGAAGAUACAAUCACCGCCCUCCUCCACGAUCGCUGGCACGAGAGUUGGCAGGAGGCGUUGCGAGUAGCUCUCGUGAGUGGAAGGCCGCGCAUUAUUCACGCCGUGGCCCGGGAGUCGCCUAGCACCCAUCACAUGUAUGAGGCUGUUAUGCGGCAGGUCACGCGCGAGCUUCGACGCCUUUUGUUGGAGGAGAGAUGUGCGAUUGCGGGGCACUUGGACCUGAAGACUGCGUUAUCUGCUAAAGGCAACUCCGUGGGUGCCGGCGAUGACCGUGCCGCUUGUGUGCUACAACAACUGUUGGGCGACGAGGAGGAAAAUUAA
Molecule: messenger RNA, 540 nt
Organism: Trypanosoma rangeli
Lineage: Eukaryota; Euglenozoa; Kinetoplastea; Trypanosomatida; Trypanosomatidae
Product: putative ubiquitin-protein ligase-like
Exons: 1
Coding region: 1-540 (179 amino acids)
Source: RefSeq, a predicted model, not a curated record